This is a messenger RNA of Penicillium paradoxum, 933 nucleotides long. RefSeq lists its product as uncharacterized. Gene Ontology annotation, molecular function: water channel activity. NCBI's taxonomy places the organism in Eukaryota, Fungi, Ascomycota, Eurotiomycetes, Eurotiales, Aspergillaceae. Gene Ontology annotation, biological process: transmembrane transport. Gene Ontology annotation, cellular component: plasma membrane. The record is from RefSeq and is a predicted model, not a curated record. The transcript has 3 exons. The coding region runs from base 1 to 933 and encodes 310 amino acids.
AUGCUGUUCAAGAAACGGCAUUCGGCUGAUGAACCGAUGAUUCAGGGCCGGUCGGCUUCCAGCGGACGUAGCCAGUUACCUAUGCUGCAUCUCCCAGACAAGAUGCGGUACAACUUGUUGUGUGUGAUGGGCGAGUUCGUGGGCACUUUCCUGUUUCUUUUCUUCUCUUUUGCGGGUACCCAGGUGUCCAAUACACCUAUGCCACCGCCUGGAUCUCCGCCGAAUACUUCGAACUUACUAUACUCGGCACUUUCCUUUGGCUUCGCAUUGACAGUCAAUGUCUGGGCAUUCUUCCGUGUCACCGGUGGUCUCUUCAAUCCCGCGGUAACUCUUGCCCUCUGUCUCACUGGUGGCAUGCCUCCGUUACGGGGGUUAUGCGUUUUCCCUGCCCAACUGAUUGGCGGCAUUGCAGCAGCAGGCGUAGUUUCCGCUCUGUUCCCCGGCCCGUUGAAUUGCGCAACCCGACUUGGCGGCGGCACAUCUAUUUCCCAAGGACUGUUCAUUGAGAUGUUCCUAACGGCGCAGCUAGUGAUUGUCAUCAUCAUGCUGGCCGUGGUGAAACACAAGUCCACGUAUCUGGCGCCGGUGGGAAUCGGUCUGGCAUUCUUUGUUGCCGAAAUGAUUGGUGAUUACUACACAGGAGGAUCUCUCAAUCCUGCUCGUUCACUCGGACCGGAUGUGAUCAACCGCACAUUCCCAGGAUACCACUGGAUCUACUGGGUCGGCCCUCUGCUAGGGUCCCUCCUUGCGUCUGGUUUCUACCAUCUUCUCUGCUUAGUGCGCUGGGAGAAAAUCAAUCCUGGGCAGGAUUAUAACGAAUGGGAAUAUCGGGCGAGAAAGGAGUCCCUGGCUGGUUCGGACAGCACUAUCACCGAUCGGGUAUUCGCAAACAACCCUGUCAGAGGGAAUCUGACGCCUGAAGAUCAGGUUUGA